This is a messenger RNA of Oncorhynchus masou masou (cherry salmon), 2657 nucleotides long. Its product is annotated as glycine receptor subunit beta-like. Lineage: Eukaryota; Metazoa; Chordata; Actinopteri; Salmoniformes; Salmonidae. Gene Ontology annotation, cellular component: synapse; neuron projection; plasma membrane. Gene Ontology annotation, biological process: synaptic transmission, glycinergic; regulation of membrane potential; nervous system process. Gene Ontology annotation, molecular function: glycine binding; transmitter-gated monoatomic ion channel activity involved in regulation of postsynaptic membrane potential; transmembrane signaling receptor activity. The transcript has 8 exons. Bases 136 to 1383 code for a protein of 415 amino acids. The record is from RefSeq and is a predicted model, not a curated record.
AAUCAGGUUGAGUGGAGCGGAAUGAUCACAUGACUGUCAAGACCACAGAAAUGCCAAACACACACACACACUGGAAUAAAACUGGCAUGUGUGUGUGUGUGUGUCCCAGGUGUUCCGGUGGAAGACAAGAUUAAUAUGUUCAUCAACAGUUUUGGCUCCAUCCAGGAAACCAACAUGGACUACCGUGUGAACAUCUUCCUGCGUCAACGGUGGAACGACCCGAGGCUGAAGCUCCCGGCGGACUUCAAAGGAGAAGCGCUGACGGUGGACCCCAAGAUAUUCCAGUGUCUAUGGAAACCAGACCUGUUCUUCGCCAACGAGAAACAUGCCAACUUCCAUGACGUCACGCAAGACAACAUCCUGUUAUUUAUCUUCAGGAAUGGAGACAUUCUCAUCAGCAUGAGGUUGUCAGUGACCCUGUCCUGCCCUCUGGACCUCACUCUGUUCCCCAUGGACACACAGCUGUGCAAGAUGCAACUGGAGAGCUUUGGCUACACCACCAGUGAUCUGGUCUUCAUGUGGAUGACAGACCCAGUCCAGAUGGAUGAAAUCGCUCUUCCUCAGUUUGACAUUAAACAGCAAGAGAUACAGUACGGAAACUGCACCAAAUUCUACCAAGGAACAGGUUACUACACUUGUGUGGAGGUGAUCUUUACAUUAAGGAGACAGGUGGGCUUCUAUAUGAUGGGAGUCUACGCCCCCACUCUUCUCAUCGUGGUUCUCUCCUGGCUGUCCUUCUGGAUCAACCCUGACGCCAGCGCUGCCAGGGUUCCUCUGGGUAUCCUGUCUGUCCUGUCCCUGUCCAGUGAGUCCAUGUCUCUGGCGUCAGCGCUUCCUAAAGUCUCCUAUGUGAAGGCGAUAGACAUCUGGCUCAUCGCAUGUCUGCUGUUCGGCUUCGCUUCACUGGUGGAGUAUGCAGUGGUGCAGGUCAUGUUAAACAGUCCUAGGCGUAUAGAGGAGGAGAAGUCUAAGAUGGCGUCUAAAGAGAAGGCUCUGAGAGAGAAAGAGGGGAAGAAGACUCCUUCUAAAACUAACACUGUCAAUGGGACCGGAGGAACGCCCAUUCAUCACGUUAGCACUCUGCAGGUGGUGGAGACCCGCUGUAAGAAGGUGUGUACAUCUAAGUCAGACCUCCGCUCUAAUGACUUCAGCAUUGUGGGAUCUCUCCCCAGAGACUUUGAGCUUUCUAACUUUGACUGCUAUGGCAAGCCCAUUGAGGUUACCGGGGCAACCGGCAAAUCACAGGCCAAGAACAACAAGAAAGCCCCGCCCCCUAAACCUGUCAUCCCCGCUGCAGCCAAACGCAUCGACCUGUACGCACGUGCUCUGUUCCCCUUCAGUUUCCUCUUCUUCAACGUCAUAUACUGGUCUGUCUACUUGUAGGGAGGGAAGGUGUGUGUGUUAAUAUCUGAGAAUGUCAGUGGGUAUUCCCAUUUUUUUUAUAGUAACAUAAAGUAGUAAAUUAUCUUGACCUGUAAUCCCUGACCUCUAACCCCUGACCCCUUGCCCAUGAACCCCAAUCCUACUUUUACGAGGCUGGUUUCCCGGACUCGGAUAAGGCCCAGUCCUGGACUGCUCUCUCAAUAGAUUAAAGUCCAUUGGACUUAAUCCAAAAAAAGGCUUCAUCUGUGUCCAGGGAACCAACAUGUAGAAGUGAUCUUAGAUUAGAACUCAUCCUAUACGGCUUGGCUUUCUCAAUGUAGUAACCGCCCAGAGACAGGCAGGCAGACAGACAGACACGCAGACACGCAGGCAGGCAGGCAGACAGACAGACACGCAGACAGACACGCAGACAGACACGCAGGCAGACGGGCAGGCAGACGGGCAGACGGACAGGCAGGCAGACACGCAGACAGACACGCAGGCAGACGGGCAGACAGACGGGCAGACGGACAGGCAGGCAGACAGGCAGGCAGACAGACAGACAGACAGACAGACGGGCAGACGGACAGGCAGGCAGAUAGGCAGAUGGACAGGCAUGCAGAUAGAUAGAUAGACGGGCAGGCAGGCAGAUAGAUAGAUAGACGGGCAGGCAGGCAGAUAUGCAGACAGACAGGCAAAAAUUCAGGCAGACAGAUUCUCCUUGGACCUCGCUCAUCAACAAACUGUUUUCUGAGAUACUGAAUUUGGCGCGCUUGGCACAUAGUUUUGCCCAUUCGAACAUUCAGUUGAACAGUAGCUGAAUGCCUCGAUGCCUGCUUUAUAUAGCAAGACACAGCCACACAACCCACUGUCUCUAACCCAUAUUUGUGAAAUGGGCGGCGGACCUAAUAAACUGUCUGGAGAGUGUAUAUCAUCGAUACAUGAAUAUAACAGAAUAUAUAGCAUGUUAACAUGGGGAUACAUACAGUAUCAUCUAUACAUGAAUAUAACAGUAUACAGUAUAUGGGUCGAGUGUUGGUUUCUUGAGUAGAGGAGCGACUCGGGCCAUCCUGAAGUCAGUGGUCAGGGAUGAGUUGAUGAGUGAACUGAGGAAGGGGAGGUCUCCAGAGAUGGUAGGGAGGAGGGGAUGAGGAAGGGGAGGUCUCCAGAGAUGGUAGGGAGGAGGGGAUGAGGGAAGUGAGGAAGGGGAGGUCUCCAGAGAUGGUAGGGAGGAGGGGAUGAGGGAAGUGAGGAAGGGGAGGUCUCCAGAGAUGGUAGGGAGGAGGGGAUGAGUG